Molecule: messenger RNA, 816 nt
Organism: Anneissia japonica
Lineage: Eukaryota; Metazoa; Echinodermata; Crinoidea; Comatulida; Comatulidae
Product: otolin-1-like
Exons: 2
Coding region: 100-816 (238 amino acids)
Molecular function (GO): protein binding
Source: RefSeq, a predicted model, not a curated record
GGAAACAGCACAUAGAAACUGCCAAAGCAAACUGCAAACCUCUCUCAGCAGCAUCUCACAAGACAUAGACAGAAGACUGAGGAAAACUUUAAGAUCAAAAUGUAUCUUGCAAUUGCCAUACAACUCAGCAUUAUCUGCAUCAUCCAAGCAUCUGCUCAACAAGAUAGCAAAUCCUGUGGAGGCUGUUGUACUGCUCCUGCUGGGAUUCCUGGGAUUCCAGGAAGCCAUGGUGCCCCUGGUGUUCCCGGUCCAGUAGGCAUGAAAGGAGAUAUGGGAUGGAAAGGAGACAAGGGAAACGCAGGAUCAGAUGGAAGAGAUGGGCCUCCAGGUGUACAAGGACCAAUCGGUCGACCAGGUGUUCCUGGUGUGAAAGGGGAAAGAGGAGAGAAAGGUGAACAAGGUCUCACAAACAGCCAACCUAGAUCUGCAUUCUCAGUUGGAUUCUCAGCAAAUCCAGGACGUCUAACAGUUGGUCCAAUGAAAUAUUCAAAUAUUAUUACAAACGUGGGGAGUAACUACAACCAAGGCACAGGGAAGUUUGUCUGUGCACAUCCAGGCACUUAUGUCUUCCAGUUUACAUCAGGGUCAGCUAGCACCGGUAACAUUGCAACACGCAUCAUGAAGAAUGGGCAACGCAUUCUCUCUGCAUAUGAGAGUGGUUCAAGCUAUAAAUCAGCCACCAACAUGGUGGUUCUUGAAUUAGCAGCAUAUGAUGAAGUGUGGACUCAGCCUCUGUCAACCAGCUAUAACUAUUACUAUAGUAAUGGCAACAUUUACUGUUCUUUUUCAGGCUUCCUGCUUUAUUCAACUUCAUAA